AUGGACAAAGAGAUGGCAACAUCAUCCGCCGAUGCUGCCCUAACAGACAUCAAGGCUGCGAAAGAGAAGCAAAAUCAUGAAGGCGCCCAAGACGACAGGUUUGACAACAGGGACUAUACCAUAUUCACGAAAAGACAACGACGGUACAUUGUGUUUAUGGCCUCGUGGGCUGGCUUUUUCUCUCCGGUUUCGUCUCAGAUUUACUUUCCAGCUUUAAAUACACUAGCUGAAGAUCUCGAUGUCUCGAAUUCGCUGAUAAAUCUGACGCUCACCAGUUAUAUGAUCUUUCAGGGCUUAGCGCCCAUGUUUAUCGGUGAUUUCGCUGACAAAGCCGGAAGACGACCCGCGUACCUUGUAUGCUUCACCAUCUACAUUGCCGCCAACGUGGGACUUGCCCUGCAAAACAACUACGCGGCACUAUUUGUUCUGCGAUGUCUGCAAAGUGCUGGAAGUAGCACCACGAUCGCACUCUCAUCAGGUGUGGUAUCUGAUGUGGCCACGGCAGCAGAACGAGGAUCCUAUAUGGGUUUCGUCACGGCUGGUUCACUGCUAGGUCCUUCAGUUGGCCCAGUCGUCGGAGGGCUGCUUUCACAGUACCUUGGCUGGCGAGCCAUUUUCUGGUUUUUGGUCAUCUUCGCCGGGUCGUUUAUUAUUCCGCUCCUGGUACUCUUUCCGGAAACAGCUCGUGGUAUCGUGGGCAAUGGCUCAAUACCGCCUCAGAAGUGGAACAUGUCCUUAAUCAGUUAUCUGAAAGCCCGCAAGGCCCGCGAGGAAGGUCUCGAAGUACCAGUCAAUCCCACCCGGCCCAAGCUGCGUUUUCCAAACCCUCUGCAAACCCUGGCGAUCGUCAUUCAGAAAGACACGAGCAUUGUGCUCUUCUGCAAUGCCAUUCUUUUUGCUGGCUUUUAUGAUGUUAGUGCCACAAUCCCCUCGAUCUAUCAGGAGCUGUACGGCUUGGACGACCUUCAAAUUGGGUUGUGCUAUAUCCCCUUUGGCCUCGGCGCUUCAAUCGCAUCGAUUCUGAACGGAAAGCUCUUGGAUUUCAACUACCGUCGCAUCGCAAAGGCUUUGGGAUUCCCUCUUGUCAAAAAUCGGCACACAGACCUCAUGAAUUUUCCGAUUGAGAAGGCUCGCCUACAAAUUGCAUUUCCAAUGCUUGUCUUCGGGAGCCUCUCUAUCAUAGCAUUCGGCUGGUGCUUAGAUUUUCGCGUUCACUUGGCUGCUCCAACGACCAUCCUUUUUCUAAUGGGACUCACGUUGACUGGGGCGUUCAAUACGGUCAGCACAAUCUUGAUUGACUUUUAUCCAACACAGGCGGCCAAAGCUACCGCUGCCAACAACCUCUUUCGCUGUCUCAUUGGAGCCGGUGCCACGGCGCUGAUUGAUCCCAUGCUUGCGGCCAUGGGCCGCGGAUGGUGCUUCACUUUUGUGGCUCUGGUGAUGCUCGCAACGUCCCCGCUGCUUCUUCUCGUCAUCUACAAGGGACCUCAGUGGCGAGAAGAACGCCGCUUGAGGGAAGAAGCGAAGAGACGCGAGAAAGAGCAGGGGACCAGAGCCGCUACUGACAACUAA
Molecule: messenger RNA, 1572 nt
Organism: Penicillium oxalicum
Lineage: Eukaryota; Fungi; Ascomycota; Eurotiomycetes; Eurotiales; Aspergillaceae
Product: MFS transporter
Exons: 2
Coding region: 1-1572 (523 amino acids)
Biological process (GO): transmembrane transport
Molecular function (GO): transmembrane transporter activity
Source: RefSeq, a predicted model, not a curated record